Molecule: messenger RNA, 2262 nt
Organism: Trichoplusia ni (cabbage looper)
Lineage: Eukaryota; Metazoa; Arthropoda; Insecta; Lepidoptera; Noctuidae
Product: glutamine synthetase 2 cytoplasmic-like
Exons: 8
Coding region: 133-1284 (383 amino acids)
Cellular component (GO): cytoplasm
Molecular function (GO): glutamine synthetase activity
Source: RefSeq, a predicted model, not a curated record
UUAGCGAAGCGAUCGAAACAGUUGAGCGUUCCAUAUUACACUCGAACAACACUACGCACGUUCGCGCGCGUUACACAGCUAUCGCGGCAACGGAUUCGUGACAAGGUUUAAAAGAGUUCGAAAGAAGUUAAGAUGGCGGAUAAUUCACAUUCUAAAAUUGAAGAUAACCCGAAGAUAUUAUCGGGCCCGGUGCUAACCAACUCUCCCAAUGCGGUUCUGUCGAAGACCCUACUGGGAAGGUACUACGACCUCCCGCUUCCCGAGGACAGGAUCCUGGCGACGUACAUCUGGAUCGAUGGAACUGGCGAGCAUCUGCGGUGCAAAGACCGCACGCUGAACUUUAUCCCUAAAGCCCCGAAAGAUCUACCGAUUUGGAACUUCGAUGGCAGCUCUACUGGACAGUCAGAUGGACAUAAUUCUGAUACCUUCUUGUACCCUCGUGCCUUGUACAAAGACCCCUUCAGGCGUGGAAACCACAUCCUCGUCAUGUGUGAUACAUAUAAGUACAACAUGGAGCCAACGGAAACCAACCACCGUCUCAAAUGCCAGGACGCUUACGACAAGUGUAAGGAGGAUGAGCCUUGGUUCGGUAUUGAACAGGAGUACAUCUUGCUGGACUCUGACUUGCGACCCUUCGGAUGGCCCCCAGGCGGCUUCCCCCCACCACAGGGCCCCUACUACUGCGGUGUUGGCGCAAACAAGGUGUUUGCCAGGGACCUGGUUGAGGCUCACUACAGAUGUUGUCUUUUUGCUGGCAUUCCCAUUUGCGGAACUAAUGCUGAGGUCAUGCCUUCCCAAUGGGAGUUCCAAGUGGGUCCCUCUGUGGGCGUCAACGCUGCCGACGAUCUCUGGGUAGCUCGCUACCUGCUGCACAGACUCGCUGAAGAGUACGGUGUCAUUGUCAGCUUCGACCCUAAGCCAGUGCAAGACUGGAACGGAUCCGGAGCUCACACCAACUUCUCUACCAAGAAGAUGCGUGAAGAAAAUGGUAUUAUUGAAAUCGAGAAGGCCAUCGACAAGCUGUCUAAAGUGCACAUGAAGCACAUCAGAGUCUACGAUCCUCGCGGAGGAAAAGACAAUGAGAGGCGGUUGACUGGUCUUCAUGAAACAGCCAGUAUUAACGACUUCAGCGCCGGUGUCGCUAACCGCGGCAGCAGCAUCAGGAUACCGCGCUCGGUAGCCGUGGACAAGAAGGGCUACUUGGAGGACCGCCGGCCGGCCUCGAACUGCGACCCGUACGCCGUGGUGGACGCGCUCAUGCGCACCUGCAUACUCAACGAAUAACAGUGGCGCCCCCCGUGCCCGCCCACUCCUGCGACACGUGUCAGCUAGCAUCCGCAUACAAGUCAAUCCGUCUAUUAAGUUUGUGCCUCGUUGCCAACGCAAGCUGUGUUUGUAUUAACGGUACCUGCACCAUAUGUGCUUUAUAAACCCUCUUCCAUUUAGCAAUAUGUCUAACACAAAUAGCAACACCAAGUUUUAUAUAGAAAUUUACCUUAUAAAAUAGUUAUAUUCAUUAGAGGAGACAAAUCGAAUAAUAAAACAUGGCCUAAAUGUAUUCAUUAAAAUAGGAUAUUCAAUUUACAUUAACUUUACAAACUGAAAACUAAUGAUAAUAAUUAAACCGACACGUGAUAGAGGUAGUGCGUUUUAAAGGACCAUAUAAGAUAUUAAUAUAUUGUAUAAGUAGGUAAAUAUUUCUACGAAUAUUAUGUGAUAUUUAAAAUUUGUUAUUUUGAUGUUAAAUAGUUUAAUUGUAUACAAAUAACCACAUAUCAUUAUUUUUAACAUAUUCAUUUAUUGCAUAGAUGAAAAUUAGAUGUAGAAACGAAUAACCUUAAUGAGAAAAUAUGUUGCUUGACAUAAUAUAUACUAACAGGAGAAUUUUUAAUGAAUGACCGGGCAAUUAAUGUUAUUGCGUUGAGAAUCUACCAAUAUUAUAAUGUUACGGCAGUUAGUUAUUUAUGCAAUAACCCAAUUGCAUAUUUAGAGUUUAAUGUUACGAGCAACCGCAGAAGCCUUUAAAAAGUUCAAGCACUUAGGAAAUAUGUCUAAACGUGAACACCAUACAUCGUGUAGAGCACAAAAUAUUAUAUUCCUAUUGUCUGAAUAAAAUUGUUUACGCUAUUAUAUGUAUGAGAUCUUUAAAUUGUUUUGCAUGCAUCGGAAAUUGGUAUGAAUUAACAAAUUGUGAAUGUAUAAGAAAUGUUGUUAUAUUAAAUAUGAGAUAUUAUAAAAAAUAAAGAUACUAUGUUGUACUAA